AUGGAUAUUUUGAUUGGAAUCACCACCAAGGACUCGGUGCUUAUUGCGACAUCGAAGUCAGUUGCCAGAGGUGUCUCGGUGAUCAAGACCAAUGAUGACAAGACCAGAGAGCUAACAGACCACUCGCUACUUGCAUUUUCUGGUGAGUCCGGUGAUACGACAAACUUUGCUGAAUACAUUCAGGCCAAUAUUCGACUAUACGGAACGCGAAACGGGUUUGAAAUGUCCAACAAGGCUAUUGCCUCAUUCACUAGAAACGAAUUGGCCAGUGCUUUGCGAUCCAGAAAACCUUAUCAAGUUAACAUUCUUAUUGGUGGAUACGAUGUUAAGAAGAAGAAAGCCACUCUCAAUUGGAUUGACUAUCUGGCAGCCAAUGUUGAGCUACCAUACGCUGCUCAUGGCUACGCUCAAUACUAUGUCCUGUCACUAUUAGAUCGUCAUCACGAUCCCAACAUGACUCAAGAACAGGGUCUUGAGCUAUUAAAAGACUGUAUAAAAGAGUUGCGUCUGAGAAUGCCAAUUGACUUCAAGGGUGUUCAAGUAAAGGUAGUCGACGAGGCUGGUGUGCGCAAGCUGCCGGAAGACUUCUAG
Molecule: messenger RNA, 591 nt
Organism: Sugiyamaella lignohabitans
Lineage: Eukaryota; Fungi; Ascomycota; Dipodascomycetes; Dipodascales; Trichomonascaceae
Gene: PRE1
Product: proteasome core particle subunit beta 4
Exons: 1
Coding region: 1-591 (196 amino acids)
Biological process (GO): proteasomal protein catabolic process
Cellular component (GO): proteasome core complex
Source: RefSeq, a predicted model, not a curated record